CUGAGGGAAAAAUCCCGUUGCGAAAUCAAGCACGUAUGUUGUCAUUUUCGCAACGACCCGUUGUUAUAUUUUUCAACAACGGCUGUUGGUGAAUUGUGCACGAACGUGCUCAAAUUGACACCGAGACGUGGUCAACUUUCGGUACCAACAACAGCCGUGCUUAAUUUGUCCAUUUGUAAUAUUGGUAAUUGCAGCCGAUUACACACGAGUAAAAAAUGACAACGGUGGUGCAUGAUUCACACACGGUCGUUGUCAAUAUGACACCGGUCGUGUAUGAAUUAUGCACCACCACCUGCAUAAUGAUGCACCACCGUUGUUACUUUGUACACCGACGUGCAUGAAUCGUACACGAUCGUUGCCAUUUUAGCAACUACCGUGUAUGAAUCAUGCACCACCGUUGUCAUUUUUUUUACUCGUGUGCAAUCGGCUGCAUAUUUACCAUUUUUUCCGUGUUAUUGAAAGAGAAAGGACGCAUUGUGCAAAAAAUUUAUUGAAAAUGAAUAAUAAUUCGCAAGAUCCUCAAAAUAUCAUUGGUGAGUUGUUAGAAAUCGAUGGCAAUAUUGUUGUGGUUCGCGAUACAAACCAUUGCAGCAGUCAAGAUGCGGAAAACAAUGAGGACGAUUAUAUGUUAAGGGAGUUCUUAAAAGGAAUAAAUAUGGAGUCGCUUUUUGAACAAUUAAAAGCAUCACAUGUAACAUUUCGCAGCUUGCAGUACUUGAAAAAAGAAGAUUUAAAGGAAGCAGUGCCACCAUUGGGACUGCGUGUUGAAUUCAGAGAAAAGCUCUUUGCUUGGAAAAAACGAAAGCUCGGGAUUGAUGACGAAACUAUGUCAGUUCCAUCUAAAAUAGGUGAAUGGUGGAAACGCAACGAGACACCUGCAAGUACUCCUGGUACUCCCGACACUACAGGUUCGAACUGCUCAAAAGCCAAAGGAAUUUUGUCAGAGGAUCUAACGGAAUUGUUAACACAUACCUCGAAGGGGAAACUAGCGCUUGAAUGUAGUAGCGUUAAUAAGAAAUUAAGUGACGAGCAAAGAGAUGAUAUAAUUAAUAUAAUUAUUGAAGAUAUUUUAACCAACAAUGUUACUCUUUACACUCAAGACUAUAUGCGCAUAUUGGAUGAAAUUUGUUCCGUUUUUCCUCUUGAAAACGAAAUGAGGGAUUAUUAUUACAUUUCAAGAAAAGGAAAGAACAACGCAAGCGGAAAACUUUAUGCCAAGUAUAGAAACAAGAAGUCCAAAAGAAUAAAGCUUUUGAUUUCCGAGCCUAGCACAAGCAAAGCAGCAACUCACACAUCUCCUAAUUUUUGUAACAAAGAUGUUCCCGAAAUUGAUGAAUCAGUUGAAAAUUCAUUGAAAGCUUCCUUACUAAGAGAAUGUAAUGAUUGGGGAUCGAUCUGCGAAAAAUGGAAAAGAUCUUUUAACAUACGGCAAAGAGAUAUAAAAAAUUUAAGUAGCCAUACAUUUCUCCUUGAAUGGACGAAGUUGUCCGAUGCAAGAGCUUCAGAAUUGGUCAACAUUGAUUUCGAUAUUAUGUAUCCACAGAAAGGCAAUCUUCUACUUUCUAAAUGGGACCAAUUUAAGAAAAAAAUUUACAAUUAUUAUGGGAAAAAUAUUCAUAACGAACAUUGCAAACAACUCUUCGCAAAUGUUUUGACGGCAAGCAGCAUAGAUGCUCAAGAUUAUAUAUACGCAAUACUGUUGAAUUCAGUUUUACCAUCACCUGCUAGGUUUAAAUGUGGAAACGGUAAAUUACGAAAAAAAGUAACAAUAGCUGAUUCGCAGGAAAGUUUCGUACUGCGACUACCGACAAUUAACGAUUAUAAAAGGCAAAUUGAUACAGUCACUGAAAAGUAUUACAAUGCUGGAUUAACUAUACAGCCAUUUAUAAUUGUGGAGGGUUUGUCCGAUUUCAAUAUAAAAGGUUUUUAUGUUUUUUUUAACCACAAUUUGUUAAAAUUUCAAUCGUUCCUCGAAUGUUUAGAUACAUGUUUUAAAAUUUUUCAUGCACUUUCUUUAAAAUAUCCAAAUGCCUGCCAAAUUCCAUGGAUUUUUAUCCAAAAAUAUUUUUAUGAAAUUAAUACUGUAUAUGAUAUAAAAUCAGUUAAUUUGACUUCACUUAUUAAUUUCUGCAACAAUAAUUAAAGUACAAUUCAAAAUGUAUAUUUGCUUUCGUUGCCGUAAGCAUUUUGAUAAGGCAAAUCUUUUAAUAGCUCAUUUGAAAACAGACCAUUUAAUGUCCACUAAAUUUUUAAAAGUACAAUGCGUUCAGGACAACUGUAAGCAAACAUUUACAAAAUUUACGUCAUUCAGAAUUCAUUUAGAAAAACUUCACAAGAAUCACACAAAAGCUCCACCAAUGGUUAAAGCCAUUAAUGUGCCAGUUGAAAUGUCAUCAUCAAAAGAAAAUGAUUAUACAAACAGUGAAACUGUUAUUAACAACAAUACAAUAGAAAAGGAUUUAAAUGUUUUGAAAAAGAAAACCUUAUAUCUGUCUUUACAAUUACAUGGUCAAAGCUAUAUGCCUAGAAAUCAUGUUAUAGAAAUACAACAUUCUGUUUCAAUUCUGCUUUCAUCCAUUUCAUGUACAAUUGAAAAAUAUAUAACUGAUCAUCCAAAUUAUGAAGACUUAAGGUACUUACUAAACUUUUGUAAAAAUCCUUUCGAAGAAACUAGAACGGAAUAUAGACUUUUAAAAAUUUUAAAAGAACUAAACUUUUAUGAUGAUCCAAAGGUUUAUGUAAUUAGCAAUCAAGUCUCGGAAAUUGUUAUCAGCGGAAAUCCCAGUUUAGGUCCAAAGUUAUCCAAUAUUUAUAUAAUGCCACUGAAAUUCAUGAUAAGUGCCCUUUUUAAAAUUCCAAAUCUCUUAGAUUUGACAUUAGAAAACUCCAAAAAAAUCCUAAAUUCACCUGUUUUACAAAAUUUUACAAACGGUGAGUUAUAUAAAACUAAAUUAUUAAAAUAUCAGUACAAUUUAGUUAUUCCCUAUGUCCUUUACAUGGAUGAUUUUCAAAUUAAUAAUCCUCUUGGAACCCAUACAUUUUCCAUAUGUGGUUGUUAUAUUAGCUUUCCUUCAAUGCCACAGCACUUGUUGUCAAAACUUGAUUAUAUAUUAACUGCUGCGUUUAUACCAUCAAAGGAUUUAAAAGAACGUGGAAAUGAAGUUUCAUUUCACAAUCUUGUAGAAGAGUUAAAAAUUCUAGAAGAAGGGGUUGAAAUUUGUGUUCAACAAAGUGUUCAGAAGGUGCAUUUUAUUUUAGGUGUAAUUAUUGGAGAUAAUUUAGCAGUUAAUAGUAUUUUAGGCUACGUGCAAUCAUUUAACUCUAAAAGAUUUUGCCGGGUAUGUAGAAGAAAAAAGUCCCAAAUGCAAUCCGACGCAAUUCAGCAUUUAGAUGGUUUAAGAAACCAAGAGAAUUACAACUCAGAUGUAUUGGAAAAUAAUUUUCAAGAAACAGGUAUUAAAAACAAGUGUAUCUUCGAAUCUUUACCAAAUUUUAACGUCACUGAAAAUUUUUGUUUUGAUAUUAUGCAUGACAUUUUCGAGGGCAUUUGUGUCUACGAUAUGUCUAAUGUAAUUCUCGGGCUGAUUCAAGAAAAUAUUGUUACGUUAGAUUGUAUUAACAGCAGAAAAUCUUUAUUCCAAUUUGGAGAAAUUGAAGUGGGAAAUAAAUCUGGACCACUAGAUUUAUGUAGAUUGAAAAACUAUAACUUAAAAAUGACAGCUAGUGAAACUAUGUGUUUUACUCAUUUUUUACCUUUUAUGGUAGGUGAUUUAAUUCCUUUCUCCAACGAUCACUGGAAAGUGUUUAUAAUAUUAUUACAAAUAAUCGAUUUACUUUUAAGACCAAGUUAUAUAGGAGACGAUUUAAUAAAAUUGGAAGAAUUAAUUAGAGAUCACCAUUCACUUUAUAUAACAUUAUACGGUUCGUUAAAACCGAAACACCACUUUCUUGUCCACUAUCCCACUGCUAUCCGAAAAUGUGGUCCCCUUAAAUAUCUCUGGAGCAUGAGAUUCGAAGCUAAACACAAGGAAGCAAAAGCCUAUUUAGGAAAUACUACAUCAAGAGUAAAUCCCUGUCGUUCAUUAUCUAUUAAGUCUGGAUUGAAAUUUUCCAAUUUUUUAUUAAAACACGAAGAUAACUUAGAACCAAAUGUUAUCAUUAAUACGCAUACCAUCGAAGAUUUGGCAAAAGAGGAAUAUUGUUACAAAAAACGUAAGCCAGUUUUAAAUUACCAAAAUUGCAAAGUGUCUGAUGACAUUUUUUUUAAGGGAACUAGGUAUAAAAAAAACUAUUAUUUAGCAACAAAUAAUGCCGCAAUUGAACUUUUCAAAAUUAAACAUUUAAUAAUUGAAAAUGAAAAUGUUUACAUUUUAUGUAACCAAGUAAAAGUUAAAAACUUUGAUUAUCAUUUACAAUCGUAUGAAGUUGGUUCUCUGAAUGAGGAUACAAUUUUUUUAAUACCAAUUUUAGAUUUUAUUACUUACCCAUUUCACUUAUAUCCUAUGAAUAAUGGAAAAGUUUAUUUCAGAUUUAAGUUAAUUUAAUUUGUUUCUAUACAUUGAAUAUAUGUAAUUCGAAUUGUUUUGUUAAAUCAAAUAUGUAUUUAUAUUGAAUUUAUGUAAUUGGUUUCGUUAAAUAAAAUACUUUUCAAAAAAUUUCGUUUCUUCUACUAAGGGUAUAAAAUGGAAAAGGAACGGAUAUCAAAAAAUGACCACCAUUGAUUUCAAUCUGACAACGGGCGUUGACAAUCCGACAACGGAGCGUUGACAAUCUGACAACGAAGCGUUGACGAUCUGACAACGAAGCGUUGACAAUCUGACAACGGGGCGUGCUCGAAAUGACCACGUAUGUGCUCAUUUCAUGCACAUCUGUUGUUGAAAUCGUUGCCAAAAUCUCGGUGUCAAAAUGACAACGGCGUGCUCAUUUUGACACCAAACGUGGUUGAUACACUAUCAUACACGGAUGUGGUCAUUUCAUACACGGAUGUUGUCAUUUUUUCUCUGGG
This is a messenger RNA of Musca domestica (house fly), 5005 nucleotides long. RefSeq lists its product as uncharacterized. Lineage: Eukaryota; Metazoa; Arthropoda; Insecta; Diptera; Muscidae. The record is from RefSeq and is a predicted model, not a curated record. The transcript has 7 exons. The coding region runs from base 2157 to 4544 and encodes 795 amino acids.